CUCUCUUCACCGAAGGCGGCGGCGUCUUGGCAAUGCGCGCACCAGCGGUGAUGGCUCCCUCGCCGGAGAAGAAGACGAUGAAGCGGAGAGGCCGGCCGCCGAAGUCUGGGGGGAAGUCGCAGCUCGCCCUUCUUGGAGGAUGUUCACCUGGAAAUGCAUUUGCUCCGCAUGUACUGCAUAUAAAUCAGGGAGAGGAUAUUACCUCCAAGAUCAUGUCGUUCUCAGAGCUGCAUGCCAAAUCCAUCUGCAUUCUAUCAGCUAAUGGUACUGUGUCAACUGUAACUCUCCGUCUAUCUUCACAUUCUGACGGCCUUGACAAUGCAGUUUACCAGGGUCAUUUUGAGAUAAUUUCACUAAAAGGCUCUUGUCUGCUGUCUGAUGAGGGUGACUCAGGAAACCAUGGUGGGGGUUUAAGCAUUGUAGUUUCUACUCCCUGCGGCACCAUAUUUGGAGGUAGCAUUGGAGGGCCGCUGAUUGCUGCAGACCCUGUGCAGGUGAUUGCCGGAAGCUUCAAUUACAGGGUGACAGAGGAAAAGAAGGAACCAAAGAUCAGUGACAGCCAACUUACCGAGCUGAAAGUACCUUGGGAGCUGGAUUCAGAGCCUUAUGAACCAUUUUCACCUUUGCCUCAUUUUGGGUGGUCCAGGAUUGAAGACGUCAAAUUUGAGCGGCAUGGCUUCGACCUGACCAAUGGUUAGCACUGGGCACUAUAUGUAUGAAGAUAGUACAUGAUGCAGGUAUCAAAACAACUGUUAGGCCGAGUUGUUGAAAACAUGGAAUCCCAAGGAUUAUUUGUGGACGGAGUAGUGCUUCCAAACACUUAUUUCAAACUCUAAUUCCAAUGCAUACUUAGCAGAGGAGAAGUAGUUCUAACUCUAAUUCCAAUGAAGAGUAGUUUUAGUGUUUAUAUCGACAUAAAUAUGGAAAUGAGAACUAAAUUGUCAGAGCAACUUAUUUUAUGUCUGAGGACUUGAGAUGGCCAAAGCGUCUUAUUAGCAUUUGUAUCA
Molecule: messenger RNA, 1007 nt
Organism: Brachypodium distachyon (stiff brome)
Lineage: Eukaryota; Viridiplantae; Streptophyta; Magnoliopsida; Poales; Poaceae
Product: AT-hook motif nuclear-localized protein 9-like
Exons: 5
Coding region: 33-698 (221 amino acids)
Molecular function (GO): minor groove of adenine-thymine-rich DNA binding
Source: RefSeq, a predicted model, not a curated record